AUGCACCUCCGGCGUGGUUGGUUUGCGUUUGGAUGUCCACAGGAUAGGAAGAGUAAAGGGAACACCAAACUGGAUGGGGACGACGCGGAGAUGCAAAGCUCAGCAACGGGCCGGGACGGAGAGACGAUCCCUCAUGAGAAAUGGGGAACUCUGCAGCCGGCAGCUUGCUUGUCGGGAUUGAUUCCCUCAGUUCUUCCCGCAAGGGCGCCGAAAGGGUCAAGAUUGGUGGGUGUUAAAAUGGGCAAAAAUUGGGACACGCCCACAGGGAUUACAAAAGAACAACAAGAAGCAGGAAGAAAGCAGACCGGCGGGGGGGAGGGACUACCGAACUGCAUGAACGACGAGGCGAAAAGGAGAAGAGGGAAGAAAGAAUGUAGGAGGGAAGAGGGAAAAAGAGGAAGAGAGAAAAGGUUAGCGGCGGUGGAAGCCAAACAAGCAGUAGAGCCACUUAGGGCGUUGGGAGACUCGUGGGGUGAGCACAGGAUAAGAUCAGUACUUGCACCAGCAGCCAGUCAGAUCUCUCCAGUCGGCGGAGGUGGCAGAAAAGUACGACCACAGGAAAGUUAUGGAAUCAGUCAGUCAGUCCGUAAUGUGAUGAUGUAUGCUGAACCGGGACUACCCAAGCAUGGAAGCAAAGCACAAAUCCAUACAGAUGGGGAGGGUAAUGGGAGGGAAGAAAGGGAAGAGGGAAGAGGGAGAAAGAAGAAGGAUGACCAGCAGCUAAACUGGCAGGUCUUUCGUAACCCGGAAGGGAACGCGAGUCAAAAGUCAGAAAGGAAAAAGGACAGGCAAAUGGAAAUGCAACAGCAGCCAAGUAGAGUGGAAGAAGAGAAAGAGAGCGAUCGCUCUAUCGGCCCUUCAUCCUAUCUGCGCAUCCCCAUCCCGGCCAUUUCUACUCAUGCUUGGCUCCAACCGGCCUUGAUACCUGGCCCGGACGGUAGUACCCAGCACCUUGCUCCCCUUGCUCGUCCAGGCGGCGGCGUGUUUGACCCGUUGGGUGAUCUACGUCGGGACGCUGAAUUUUAG
Molecule: messenger RNA, 1026 nt
Organism: Aspergillus niger
Lineage: Eukaryota; Fungi; Ascomycota; Eurotiomycetes; Eurotiales; Aspergillaceae
Exons: 9
Coding region: 1-1026 (341 amino acids)
Source: RefSeq, a predicted model, not a curated record